AUGAUUGUUGAACAGAGUAUAAGAUAUGCUGGUUCAAAAGGCAACCAUUCGUUUUCAACUUCACCACAAGAAAUUAGGAUCUUCCUAGCAAUUCUGCUUAUAUCAGGCUAUAACACUGUGCCAAGACGGAGACAGUUCUGGAGCCGGGAUGAUGACGUAAGGAAUGAGGCAAUAGCUCGUACAAUGCCGCGAGACAGAUUCGACAUAUUGGUGCGAUAUGUACACCUUUGCGAUAACAACAAUCUUGACAGAGAGGACAAGUUAAGCAAAGUAAGACCACUGCUAUGUCUGCUGAAUGAGCGCUUCUUGUUAUACUUCUUUAAAGAGAAAAACCUUUCAAUCGACGAAAGCAUGAUCCCGUACUAUGGGCGACACGGAGCGAAACAGUUUAUUCGUGGGAAACCAAUUAGGUUCGGUUAUAAGAUGUGGGCGUUAACGACAGCACUUGGAUAUGUUUUACAAUUUGAGCCCUAUCAAGGGGCAAAAGGCCACCAAACCCAUGAUCCUGGCUUCCUUGGAAUGGGCGGAGCAGUAGUUAUGGACCUGCUUUCAGAGCUGCAGAAAGAUGAUGCAUACCAGCUGACUUUUGAUAAUCUAUUUACUUCCCUGAAGCUCGUGGACCGGCUUACAGAUAUGGGAAUAUCUUGCACAGGAACCAUCCGUGCCAACCGAAUAGAAGAUUGUCCUGUCAAAAAUGUAAAAGACAUGGGAAGAACGCAACGAGGAAACUAUGAUAAAAGGUAUGACGCACACAAAGGUCUGAUAGUGGUGAGGUGGAAUGACAACAAUAUAGUGAAUGUGGUGUCAAAUUGCCAUGGAGUUGAACCAUUGCAACAAGCAACACGGUGGUCAAAGCAGGCAAAAGCUAGGGUGCGCCUUCCGCAGCCAUACCUUAUAAAGCAUUACAACCAGACAAUGGGAGGUGUGGACAGGAUGGAUCAAAAUGUUGAGAAGUAUCGUAUCUCUAUCAGAUCCAAGAAGUGGUGGUGGCCAGUGUUUAUGUAUUGCAUUGACCUUGCGGUGCAGCAAACCUGGCACAUUUACCGUGCUACUGAUGCAGGAUUGAGGCAACCAUUAGAUCUGUUAGGUGUCAGACGAGCUCUGGUUACUGUACUGCUUGCUCAGGGGCGUACACCUGCUGUCAGCCCUGGCAGACCAAGAGGUAGGAUGAGGCCAUUGUCAAGAAGAAUUCCAGACCAUAUCCGACUUGAUGGUAAAAAUCAUUACGCAGAGCCAGCAAAAGAAGUGCGCCGUUCAUUGUGUGGAAAAAAAUGCAGGACACAAUGUUCCAAAUGUAAUGUUGGAGUGCACAGGAAAUGCUUUGAAAUGUUUCACAGUGUUUAG
Messenger RNA from Ruditapes philippinarum (Manila clam), 1344 nucleotides. RefSeq names its product piggyBac transposable element-derived protein 3-like. The record is from RefSeq and is a predicted model, not a curated record. Gene Ontology annotation, molecular function: sequence-specific DNA binding. The coding region runs from base 1 to 1344 and encodes 447 amino acids. The transcript has a single exon. Lineage: Eukaryota; Metazoa; Mollusca; Bivalvia; Venerida; Veneridae.